Molecule: messenger RNA, 260 nt
Organism: Laetiporus sulphureus 93-53
Lineage: Eukaryota; Fungi; Basidiomycota; Agaricomycetes; Polyporales; Laetiporaceae
Exons: 3
Coding region: 27-215 (62 amino acids)
Source: RefSeq, a predicted model, not a curated record
AGAUACUCGUCAUUUACAUUGUCGUCAUGAAUGUUUCCGUCAUCACGGCGUUCUGCAUGUUCGUCGCGUUCGCUACAGCAUCCUCUAUUCCGACUGGGGAUAUCGUUGUCAAUCCAGGGGAUAUGCACCUGAUCGAGAGCGGCGACCUUGCUGGUAGAGAUAUCAAUCCUGGCUGUCAGAACUGCUGCGGAAAAAGAGGUUGUGUCUGCUGUUAGUCAUCUGUUAUCGCGUAUACUACCCUGACGGAUGAUAGCAUUGAU